AGUGUCAAUCGGUGUGGUGUCAAUCAGAGCGGCGGUUUCGCUUUCAUCUUUACCCCCACAGCCAUAGCAAGACGCAGAGCGGAGGAGGGGGGAGAAAGAGAGCUACAUUCACUGACACACUCAUAAGUGCUACAAUACUUAACGGAGAGGAGCUGCGGCUCAUAACUAAUUCUGUAAACAUCGAAAAUAUUUUAUUUUAAACUACUUUAUGACCUAGAUUUGCUUUAUGUUAUUUCACGUAAAGGAUGUAGAGUAUUUACUAAAGUAGGCUAGCCUCCGUAAGAUGAAAUAAAUGCAGACCACGGCGUACUUAACAGAGGAAGACGGGAUUCCAGAGUCGCUUGUGAAAACAAUCCAAUUAUUUAUUUAUCUUUAUUUUUACUUUGCUGUCUUUUCCCUUUUUCUUUCGCCGAGGAGACAUAUGAGCAUCCGGAGCAUCAAAUGGGAAAUAUUCUAAGUUUCACUUAUUGUAAUACGGUAUUGGCUUGUUGAUUUUUUACUGGGUCGCCGCAAAAAGAAACACCCGCAUGUUUCUCUAAUUUAUAAGGCAUAUACGAGUUACGUAUAAUUUUGGUGAUUUCUGAAGUUACAAGGCAGCGAACAGAAGAUUCUUGCACAAUGAAUGUGCUCUAACUUUGCCGCGAACAUUUCCGACUACUCAGGUGUGUCGGUUAUUCUUUUUUUCUGACUACUUUAAAAAUCCACAAUAGCCUACUUAAACAAUCAUAACACAGAGCUCUCCUGUUGCUCUAGUCAAAACAGAAGACGCGUGUUUGCAGCCAACUACAGACUGCUCACUCACGAAACGCUCCAAGUGUGCAAACAUUUCGUUUUCUGAAGUUUUCCUGUUCCUUUGGGGGAUUUAGAUUAUUAACAAAACUGUUAGAGGUGCCUUGUUUGAGCAACUUACAUUCAUUUGAACCAAAAUGCCACAGUUAGCUGGCGGAGGUGGCGGCGGGGAUCCAGAACUUUGCGCGACCGAUGAAAUGAUCCCUUUCAAAGACGAAGGAGAUCCACAUAAAGAGCAGAUAUUCGCCGAAAUAAGUCACUCGGAGGAAGAAGGGGAUUUGGCAGAUAUCAAGUCAUCUUUAGUGAACGAGUCGGAGACGAACUCAAGCAACAGCCAUGACGCUGAUAGACAGUCUCAAUUACCACAGGAUUCAUACCAUGAAAAACACAGGGACCAUCCCGACAAUGGGAAGCAUCAAGAUAUCUACAGCAAAGGACAUCCUUACCAAGGUUAUCCAGGCUACAUCAUGAUGUCCAACAUGAACAGUGACUCUUACAUGAACAAUGGCUCCAUUUCCCCACCAAUGCCCAGAAUGUCCAACAAGGUUCCCGUGGUCCAGCCGUCCCAUGCAGUCCACCCCCUGACCCCUCUGAUCACAUACAGCGAUGAACACUUUGCCCCCGGGCCCCAUUCAGGACACCACCCCCCAGAGAUGAACUCCAAACAAGGAAUGCACAGGCAUCACCCCGGCCCUGACAUGCCCAAUUUCUACCCCCUCUCUCCUGGCGGAGUGGGCCAGAUCACCCCACCACUGGGAUGGUUUCCUCAUCACAUGAUGCCCGGCCCCCCAGGUCCCCAUGCCACGGGCAUUCCCCACCCUGCCAUCGUCAACCCCCAGGUGAAGCAGGAACCCAACCACGACAGUGACCUCAUGCACAUGAAACCCCAGCACGAACAGAGAAAAGAGCAGGAGCCCAAAAGACCUCACAUCAAGAAGCCUCUCAACGCUUUCAUGUUGUACAUGAAAGAGAUGCGGGCCAACGUGGUGGCCGAGUGCACGCUGAAGGAGAGCGCCGCCAUCAACCAGAUACUGGGAAGGAGGUGGCACGCUUUAUCUCGCGAAGAGCAGGCCAAGUAUUAUGAAUUAGCCCGCAAGGAAAGGCAGCUUCACAUGCAGCUUUAUCCUGGCUGGUCCGCCAGAGACAAUUAUGGAAAGAAGAAGAAGCGGAAGAGGGAGAAGAUCCAGGAGGCGGCCACAGGUACCGGACAGAGAAUGAAAACAGCGUACAUCUGAACAGUGGAGCAAAAUGCUAUGGUUUCCCAUCACGCAAAGCGAAGGCAACCGCUACGGGCCCCCUUCCAGAGAUGGAAGCCUGCUAGAUCCCACACGACCACCAACCCGAGAGGACCCUCGCAAUCGACGACACGUUCCUCCUGUGGCCGUCGCCCUGGACACCCCGCGCUAAACAAAGACAGUCACAGCUAUAAAGACCCGUACUAGUGCACACACACGCACGAGCGAACACGUUCGCAGGAAAUGCUUUGUUUUUUUCUCGCAGUCACUGGUCCUCAUUGAGUACAGCCCCCGGAGUCUCUGUCCAGUCCGCAGGGCUGUUUGUGUGUUAUUCUAAGUCAUGUGACACCUCUGUCCUGUUGUUCGGUCCCACUGUGUCCCUCACGCCGCCCCGUCAGCCUCAUUCCCUCUGGACUUUUGAAAUCACGCCCAAGAAGCUCCGCCCAUCUCGGUUUCAGCUCUCGAGACCGUCGUGGGGAACACGGGAAUGUAUGUACUCUCAAGGAGACCCAAAACCCAAAAAUUACAUUUUAAAAGUCCACAUCGGUGCACAAAAUGAUCAUUGCCAAUGACAAGCUUUUAUUUUAGGUUCAAACGUUUUAAUGAUUUUUUUUUUUUUGUAUUUUUGAACUGUUUUUUUAUUGUUUCAUUGAUGUAUAUUUUCAGUUGUUGUUUUUGUUGUUAUUUUUUAUUUUUAUAUCAGAAUAUUUUAAAAUAAGCUUUGGAGAAAAGCUUUUCUUUUCGUUUUCCUGUCAAAUUGAAGCAUAAUUGCAGAAAUGAAAAAAGGGUCCUUUUGAAAACUAUUUGUAACAAAUAGUGACUUCUGAGUCUUCUGAAUAUAUGUACAAUAGAGUUCAGUAUGUGUACUUUUAAAAAAAUAAUAAACAUUUCAGAAUAUGUUGGUUACCUGUGUUUGUAUUUUUGCAGGUGAUGUUUGGACAAAGACAGGAAGUAGGUGUUCAGAAGCCUAUAUUUUGUUGUUAUAAACUGAAAAUGAAACAAAUAUAUAUAAAUAUAUAUUAACCCCAGCACUUGGCUGCCUUUAUUUUAUUGCAAUGUACAUCUUUUCUCUUUCUGGUAGUUAAUAGUGUGGUCCUUUUGCCAUGUUUAUUCCAUGCAAGCUUUUCUGUAAUGUCUUACUGAUUUAAUUACUGAUUAAUGCAUUUUUACCCUAUGUCUUAUUUUUGAAUCUCUGUCACCUUGGUACAGCACUUUGCUCCCAAGUCGUCACAUUUGAUAUGUGUUUAAACAUGUUUUGUUUUGUUUUUUUAAGAAAAAAUAAAAGAGGCAGCAUUGACUUGA
Messenger RNA from Anguilla rostrata (American eel), 3326 nucleotides. RefSeq names its product lymphoid enhancer-binding factor 1 (gene lef1). Gene Ontology annotation, biological process: regulation of transcription by RNA polymerase II; canonical Wnt signaling pathway. The record is from RefSeq and is a predicted model, not a curated record. The coding region runs from base 927 to 2024 and encodes 365 amino acids. The transcript is spliced from 11 exons. Lineage: Eukaryota; Metazoa; Chordata; Actinopteri; Anguilliformes; Anguillidae. Gene Ontology annotation, cellular component: chromatin; beta-catenin-TCF complex. Gene Ontology annotation, molecular function: DNA-binding transcription factor activity, RNA polymerase II-specific; RNA polymerase II cis-regulatory region sequence-specific DNA binding.